AUGGAUGAGGAGAACAUUCUUGAAUAUGGUGAGUGCUUAACAUGUGGUUUAAAUAACUGCUUAAGUGUGACAAAUCUGCUCACAGACACCUGUACAAUUAUGAAUAUGAACCAUGGAAUGCACGUUUUCAUCACAGGGGCGUAGCUAGGGGGGCUCCUGGGGUGCUGGUGACCCUUCCCCCCCUUGGUAGGCCUUCUUUUGAGCAAACAACCUACAAUAUUCAGGUGGCGAAAACGCCAUGACAAUAUCUUGGCCGUAAAAGCCAUUGUUGAAAAGCCCACUUUUUUAAAAUUUGUUUUUCUGUAAAGUAUUUUCGUCAAGGGCUCUUGUCUUUAGUUAGUAUGGGCCUUCAUACCUUCACGCCACAUUAAGUAAAACAUGCACGGCGUGGACGUCGACAUAAUAAUCUGGUGACUAGCCUCUGUGAACCCCCCUUUGAAAAAUCCUGGCUACGCCCCUGCCAUCAUCCGGCAUUUCUGCUGAAAAAGGCUUAGUCUUGGGCGUACUACCUAUCACGAGGAUCAGAAUCGCUAAUUUAUGAAUGACACAUCUGGAAACACGCAUAGGGAACCCAAACCACAGUCUCUUGAUAGUGUUUUGAGUUGAAACGUCGGCAUCUGAAUCUCUUUAUGGUGUUAAAGCAAUAAAACUUACAGCAUCUUACUAACUAAAACAACUAAAAAUUUUAUUUCUAGUAGAAAAUAAAAACGUUUCAGACUGAGGCUCGUUUUGCGGAGACAGACCUACAAUGUAGUUUACCAGCAUUAAUAAAAAUGCAGUAUAUUUAACCCACAAGUGAUGCUACCUACGUGGAAAUGUCUACAACAUUUGACAAGGCUGAGAGAAAAUUUACCCCAAUUUAGUUUACAUUUGUAAAACAUUAUCUCGUUUUCAGCCAAGUAAAAUCUUUUCACAUGAAAGUGGCUAUCCUUUUCAACAAAAUAAGGUCAGAAAAUUUUCAGUUCAUUCCCACCUUUUUAGAGCCCUGUUUAAUUAAAUUAAGAUACAGGCUCAAGGAUUUUCGGGUUCUUUAACUAAAAUGCCACGUUCUUUUUUGCCUUAUUCGCAUUUAUACUUUUACCCUCAUUUGCAUGUCUUGCCAUUUACUCAGUUGGUAAGAAGGACGCUGAAAACCUUGCAUUGCGUGACCAAGGGCUCUGCGUGGCGGCCCACUUGUUUGCUGAGGAGAUAAACACAGAGUCGGAUUUGGUUGGAGAAAAUUUGGCCACCAAACGUGACGAACUUUGUUUUCAAGAUGUGCCAAUAUAUAAUAAACUAAAUAUUUCUUCAGCAAAGCUGGGGGAAAACCGCCACCCACUAAGACAAGAAAGAGAAACACACUGUAAGGAAUUAAUUCGCAGGAAGGCGGAAGGGGAGGUGGUGGAAAAUGCUGAAAAUUGGUUCAAACCAGCUAUGUGAACAACGUGAUGGUGAGCGAUCGAAAGGGGGCGAGCACAUGGAAAAGCGCCCCUAAGAAUGAUAUAGACCGGAACGCCCUAAAUUCUGAUUGGCUGGAAUAACUUAUAGGCUUGGAACCUGCCGCCUUGGCCUGCAAACCAUUAUCAAAUGCCUUGCCAUAAAAUCCCAUUAUGACUCGUCAUAACGGUGUCUCUUUUGUCUUUUAACAGCUUCAACUAUCUCGAAGUUGGGCAUUGUUUCCCUUCUAUUAGAUUCUAAAGCUACAAUUACCCAUGAAGCUUUGACCAUGAUGCUACAAAUUCCCUUGGUAGCCACGGACACUGGAUCCAAUCUUCCUGGCGGUGCAGAACAUUUGAGAUACGCUGUGAGAAUGGGUCCAAGCGAACAUGAUAUAUCAGCAGCGAUACAGGGAAUUAUUAGUUAUCAUAAUUGGACAAAUCUUCUUGUCAUGUAUGAUGGUGAGUUUACAAAAGAAGAGUUUUUUUUCGGCGGUUUUUUUUUUUUGCAACAGUGUAAGAUUCUGGGAACAUACUCACCUACCCCGCCCCCAAACCACCUUUUGCCCCAUAAGAAUUGUUAAGUUGCUUAGGGGAGUGGUAAUCAUACUGUUCGUUUUAUUUUAUUGUCAUGCCAGUUUAUAGACCUUAUUCAUAAUACCCACCAUUUCUGCACGCGCAUUGAUAGGGGAUAAAAGCAAUGUCACGUGAUAUUUCAGGGGGCAAACAAGUGAUAACAUUUUGCAAUACGAGUAAUCGCGGUCGAGUUUGCUUAUACUCUCAGAGCGAGGGGCGAUUUAAGUCUUACAAAAUGUGCAGUUCGAGUCAGUUUUAACAAGUUUUAUGUCAGUAUGCUUGCUACUGCAUCCAGAAAAGAGUCAAUGAUCACUUCCAUUAUAAUUUACCAUUAUGGUCUUUAAGGUAAAAAGUUGUUCAUUUUCGGUUGUUUAUCAGUUUUUAUCACUCACUUUAGCAGUUUUUAUCACUCGUUUGCCCCGUGAGAAACCACGUGACAUGUGUCGUUGCUUUUAUCCUAUCAAUCCUUAAGUACGUGCAAAGAUGGCGGUUAUCGUUGAUAAGGUAUAUUAAUCCAUCUCAAAAUUUGAACAAUAAAAUAAAUAUAAAUAAGUGCACAAAUAUAUGCAUCAAUAAAUAAGUAAAUAAACAAAUAAAUAAACUGAUAUUUUUUUCUUGUAGUUAGAUGGAGGCACUUGGCUCACGACUUUGUUCUCAGCCUUCCACCAAAAAUAAAGGUUACUAAACUACCGCUUGAGCUUGAUCAUCAUGGUCACGCCUCAAAAUUGUGUGAAGAAACGAAAAGAAAGCUUGUUGGCUUUCACGAUGCACCUAUCGAAGCAUUUGUAGUAUUCCUGGAAAAUCACUGGGUCGAGAGCAUUAUAAACCAGGUAUGGAGAAAGUAAAAGAGGAGACAUGUUUUGUUAUCCCUUGCUUUUAAAUUUUUUCGUUUCUUUAAUUAGUUUUUUUUGUUCUAAAGCCAAAUGUCUUAAAACGGUCUUGAGUCCCGAAGUCUCUAAGUCUCUCAAGUUUACCUCUUCUAAAUGUAUGCUGUUAUCACGUGCGUGGAGGGGGGGGGGAGGGGGGGUUAAGGCUUCGCUGUAAAAGUUGUGCUUGCCGGAAAAGACCCUCUCACUUCCCCCCACUCCCCCUCCCCACAAGAAGGUACCAGAAUCGCCUUUUGUGGGCUUGCUUCGCUUAAAUUCAUUUUUACCCCCAAGAGGUACUAGCUAUAAAACAAUAAAUCAAAUGACAAUUUUGAACAGCGAGGGAAAAUUAAAAUAGAGCCGAUCCCGUUGACCAGCAACUAAUUCUCAUCAUUUUGCCGCUGAUCUGAGGUGAUUUUAGUUGAACUCUUUGAUUUGCAUCAACUUUUUCUACAGGUUCACUGCGCAUGCUCAAUAAAGAUAGAGAAGCCUCACUACUGGCUUUUGGCGGAUCCGGUAAGUGAGUUCUUCCCUUCAGCGUUCUAAAAUCAACUGGUUAAAAAAUGAACUUAGACGACGCCCGCUUCCUGAUUAAUUUAAAACCGCCCACCACUGAGUUUGUUCUCGAUCGUCACGAUCUUACGGAAAAUAUGGAUGCAGCAUUGAGAAUAAUACAGUUAUCUAUUGAGUUAAGGAGUCCUUAACUCAACAGAUAAAUGAAUUUUUGAAGCGAUUGGGUAGUUAUAAGUCGUCCUUUGGCAAAGUUGCACUAGAAAUACAUGUAAAGCACAAAUCCAAGUUUCUUGAUUAAAAUCUCAACUAUAUCAGUCAAUAGUUAUGAUUAUAAUUUUGAUUAUGAUUAAUUAUGAUCAUUGUUUACCCACUUUUCAUUGGGGUCACGUGAUGUGACGGACGUGUGUUUGAGUGCUCCACGUAACAUUUCGUAAGUUUCUGAUGUUUAAGUGUUCCUUCUGCUUUCUUCUGUGUGUUUCGUUAUCUUGUUUCGUGUGUUAGCCUCUCUUCGUAAUUCUUAUGUACUUGCCUUGUUUUAUGUUAGUUUAAAUUCUAUUUACUGUAUAGUAGGUAGUGUCUUCACUGUUAUUUAGUCCAUCUAUAUAUAAAUCUUGUUUUGUAAUAUGUCUUCAGCUCCCCCCGCCUGGAUUAGUUUAUAAGCUAUUUGCGGGUGGGAAAGUAAUGUAAUUAGUUAUUUUCCAAUUUUCAAUAAAAUUUGUCGUUGUUGUUGUUGUCAUUCAACUUAGAUCUCUUCAACUGGUCUGACUGUUCAGCCUUCACAAGUGGUCAUGGGAUUUCAGCCACACAAAUCCAAUAGCAAUUUGACGCAGAAUUUAAUUGCAGAUUUAUUACCGUCUCAGGACAUAAAGGUUUGGAACAUUGUUCAUAUAUGUUUUUUUCUAUUUCUUGUUAUUGACACAUUAACAAUUAAUGAAUGAGGCUGAGUAUCUUAUGAAGAAUUAUGGAGAUUGAGGAGGGUAACACCAUCCGAGAUCUCUAUAAUUCUUCAUAUGAUACGAAAGCCGAAUUCAAUAAUUGUUUUAUUAUUCAUUCAAAAUAAUUCCUAGUUUAAAAACAUGGCUACUGAACGUGCUUACCUCCAUCGAUUCAUCGAUGUUAAGUUCAUCUUCGAUAGUGAACGUUUAGGUUUGUCCAGCUCCGUAAGUAUUCUCCAAAUAGCAGAUGCCGCCCUUCGAGUUGUCUUCUUGCUGUUCUUGCCAUGUUUUUAGCUAUUUUUUCGCCUGUAGUUCUUACUCUUGAAGCGAGUGAAAUGGCCGCCAUUUUUCAAGUUCACAACCAAAACAACUUAACCUCGUCCCCAGGUCUUCUCGGUUAACGGUGCCUUAACCUGCCAAAACGCUGCAUUUUUGAGGUCAUUUCCUCGUUAAACACAAAAUUCUUCCAAAUUUGGUCAUCAGUAACUGGUUAUGGUGAAUUAAACGUGUGCUUUUAGCCAAUCAAAAUCUGGAAAAUAUUUUGAAUGAAUAAUAAUCUAUAAUAAGCUGAUCAAUCGUUCAUUUUAAAGGACUCUUCAUUUCUUAUCUACGAUGCUGUCUGGACAGUUGCGCAUGCUCUUCAAGCCUUGAUAUUCAGUGGAGAAUGGCAAAACAGUUCAAGUGGAACAUUGCAGCUAUCACCGAAUGGCAUUUUUUUACUGGAGCAAUUAAAAAGGGUAAGCAACUGUUGCCUGAUUUCUUUUAAAAUGCAUUUUUGCUAUGACAUGUUGCAUUCAGGUGAAUUCUAAGCCUGGUGAUUAUAUGAUAAUGAUGUUAGUUUGUUUUUCUUUCAGUAACACGGGCGGUUAGAUAGAAAAACAACAACAACAACCUAUGUAUAUGUUAUGGUUCACUUUUACCCUUGGUUUAAAUUAUAUUUCCUUUUGUUUUGGGGAAUGGUAAUGUAUGAUAAUGAGUUUGAAACAAAAGAAAAUAGAAUUUAAACCACAGAUAAAAUUGAACCACAAAAUACACAUUUUAAAAUUUUGUAGCUUUUCUCUGCACCCCUCGACUAUUUACUAACAAAUAUAUUAUCCUUUAUUCUCGCAUAUUUUGUAACCGUCAGGUUGAAAUAAAGGGAACCACAGAUCUCAUCCAGUUUAACAGCUCAGGAACUCGGAUUAACAGCAAAUUGGAUGUCAAGAACCUUCAAAAUAAUAAGUUUGUGACGGUAUGUAACGUAAAGGAAUCGAACGUACCUUAACGUACUGUGAUGUUGCGGAUGAGAGGACAAAAAAAUAUGUGUCCGCUUUACACUAGUAAAGCGGACACGUAUUAAACGGACACUAGUAAAGCGUACACGUACACUAGUAAAGCGGACACUUACCAACAGUAAGCGCUUGGACACUUAAGCAUAUCAUUGGUGCCUCACCUUGGCUGUCAGUCCAAAUAUGAGAUGGCUGUAACCCACCCAACCUAUGAAAUCAUGUCAUUUUAUGCAAAGUCAAGUUAUUUGGUUUCGUUGCUUUGUUUAAGGCUGGUAUUACAUUAAAGAUCAUACUAACUUCAUUUUCUUUCUCACUCAAGAGUUCAGGUGUACGUGUAAAUUCGGGGGAAUAUUUCUUCGCGUAAAUUAUUUCCUAUUUGGGAGUAGCGAUAAAUUUCAAAAAUUAGACCCAGAAAACAAAUCAGUGCCAUAAAAUACGUUAAUAACGAGCUAAAACUAAAAGUGUGAGGGGUGUAUUUUUUUUUUAUAAGAACAUCUCAGUCACUGUGUUGCCCAUAUCCCAGGCGGAACGUAAGCAAGUUCCAAUGCCCUUCUUUGCCGUCAUUUUGAGAAAGAAAAAGGCCUGAACUAGAAAAUUUGGUAAAAGAGAGAAUUCAUUUGACGCCAGUAACUAAAUAAGAAUUGAUUUUCUGAUUUUCAAAGGUUAAUGUAUUGUGUAAAAUGUAAAUAGGUUGGCCAGUGGAGUUCUUCUCAGCACAAGCUUCAAAUCAGUAGACUUCAACAAAACAAACAGACUGCCGGGAUAGUUCCCCUGGACAAACUUAACAGGCGCCUCAAAGUAGUUGUUGUUAAGGUAAAGGACCUCACUGAAAAGCGCCAUGGCGAGUUGUACUCCCUCUUUAAAUAUAUAACAAUUGUUGGAUGAGGCUGAGUAUUAUCUGAAGAAUUAUGGAGAUCGAGGAGGGUGUUCAAAUGAUAGGAAAACCGAAUUCAAUAACCGUUUUUAUUGAUUAUUCAUUCAAAAUAAUUCCUAGUUUAAAAACAAGCUAAAACAUGCUUAUCUCCAUCGAUGUUAAAACAAUCUUCGAUUGCAUGUUUAUCGGCAAGUUUAGGAGAUAAAAGGUUGUUCAUUACUGCAGGCAAAUAUUCUCCAAAUAGCAAAUGUCGUCCGUCGAAUUGUCGUCUUGCUGUUCUUGCUAUGUUUUUAGUCAAUAGGUAAAACUAGGGAAAUGUUCCGCUAUUUUGUACUCACCAACAAAAUAACUCAACCUCGUCCCCAGGUCUUCUCGGUUAACUGUUCAUUUUUCUGGCAAUUAUGCUGUACAAUUGACGUCACGUUUUACAUGUCCCAAAAUUCCUCUAGUAGCUGGUUAUAAUGGGUCAUGUGAGGGAUUUUAGCCAAUCAGAAACCGAGAAAUAUUUUGAAUGAAUAAUAACGUUAUUUAUUUUUAUUUAACAAAGGAAGCUUGAAGAGGUUUAUAUUUUAACAAAAUAGAUAAAAGAGCCAUAGAGACCAAAUACCUUACUUCGUGUAUCCAACAAAAACAACCGCUCAAAAAGUUAAAAGAAGUUGUAAAUAACACAGCAAACAAAAGAAGGCAUAGAUUGAAAAAUCUCAUGUAGAAGAAUGAAACGGAUUGCUAUUGUCAACUUGUUAGCCUAACAGUUUUCCAGAGUUCAUUUUGUUUGUUUAUAACAUUAAUAUAAUAGAGAGCUUUAGAUUCUGAGACGAGGACGACUAAGAGUACGAGAUUUCCUCAAUACUGUGUAUUGCUCACACGUGAACCAGUGUCAUUUUAACGGGAAAACGUGAUAGUGGUCGUCAUUCUGCUACGAGUUUUAGCGAGAAUGUCGUAGUGGCGGGAACAAGUUUUCAAAUGUAAGAAGUUUUAUCAUUUUGCUAUCGGAAGGGGGCUUAACCUCCUUCAGUAAAAAUAAGUGUACUAAAAUUUUUGGUGUAUUGUAAAAAGCUAAAAUGAAGCCUUCCGGGUAUUUUUUUUUCAAUCACACGCAAAAACUUUGAGUUAAAUCUUGUACUCGUAUUCGUUCUCGUGCUCAAAUCUAAAGCUCUCUAAUGUUUAGGAGACACAUUUGUUUGACACGAAGCUGUUUAUAAUUUGUCAAGCUCCAUAGCGAACUGGCAUAAUUAAUAAAAUGACACAGCUCCUUUAAAUUCAGAUUUUUAGCAGUCAAUUUUUUUCUCUUUUUAGGAUGCUCCGUUUGUGAUGGUGAAUAAAGAUGGUGAACUGGAAGGCUUUAGCAUUGACCUUAUUAAGAAGAUCGCUGACAUGCUUUCCUUUCGAUAUGACAUUUAUCUAUCCCCCGACGGUCUUUACGGUGGUGGGAACAAGAACACAGGCUAUACAGGAAUCGUAGGAGAAAUCACGAAGAAUGUGAGUACCAGAAAACAAUUCGCCUCGCGAAAUAAUGACAACUGCUUUAAGGAGCUGUAUCACGAAACCUAGCCACAUUGUGCCACUGGCGGGGAGUGAGACAGAAAAUAACCACUUAACCCUUUAAGUCCCAACGGUGUCCAACAUCAAUUUUCUCCUAACCAUAUCCAUAGAUUGUCAAGAGAUUUGGUUAUGAGAAUUAAUAAAUUGAUCACCUAAGAGAUCAUGCUUUGAUCUUUCAUCAAAUUCUCUCAACUUAUUCUUUAAGGAAAUGUAUAGAGAUCAGUUUGGAGAAUCUGUAUGUGGAUACUGGGGCUUAAAGGGUUAAAGCAUUUAAGAAAGGUUUAGACUGACAUAGAGAAUACAAAUGAUGGCACGGAUGGGUAAAAUUGAAGAUAAAUAAAUGGAUUAUUAUUCGAGUUUCUGAAUCUUAUUUACCGAAAAGUGUUUCAAAAUUACGCCUCAGUGCUGUUGCUUGUAUCUUAUAACAUGACGCGCUGGGGACAAAUAUUCUGAAGCAUUAAAGUCCAUUUAAGAGUAGAUACGAAUAUAAUUUAUUAGAAAUGAAACUAAAUGGACCAGACUGUCGUGAAAUAGCCUCCCUAGCUGCCGCUAGUAGCCUGUCACGCCCCUUUAAAUGGGUAAUUAUCAUUGAUAAUCAGCUUUCUUCGUAUUUCGCGAGAUAAAAGAGUUAUCGUUGCAUGUGCAGUCCUCAAGAGAUAAAUACGGUGAUAGAGCUACAUGGGUAACGAAAAGAUACUUUUUUACGGUAAUUGGAUUUUUUUUACCAUGAAAAUUAAUUUCCCGCUUGCAGCAAGCUGACCUUUCCACAUCACCGCUGACCAUCAAUUCCGAGAGACUGGAAAUACUGGAGUUUAGCAAGCCAUUCAUGCAGUUCACGAUGAGUUUAAUCACCAAGAAACUGGACACUAAUGAUCAUGACCUGACUACCUUUAUGCUACCCUACUCCGCUGAGGUCUGGCUGCUUACGCUCAUGUGUCUUCUGUUGGUGGCAGUGUUAAUGUACUUGGUAAAUUUCUUCAGCCCAUAUGGUCAUCGAUCGCGUCAUAGGCAUAGGCAUCUCGCAGAGACUGGUGAAGAGUUCGACUUCUACAACAGUUUAUGGUUUUGCCUCGCUUCCAUGUUACAGCAAGGAGCGGAUCAGACGCCAAAAUCAUUUUCAGGUGACUUUUAACAUUCGGUACACCGGGAGAAAUACUCCCUAUAUUGCCCACGACCUGCUGCUGCAGCAGUGCUAAGAUAGCUCAAUGCUCUCUGUAAAGAAACCCACAAAACGUUGUAUUGGGCCUUUCCUAGGGUAGAGAAGAGACUAGAUUAACAUUAGUUCAAAAAUUUUCCUUAAAUUUUCCUCAAAAUGCCGGUUGUAGUGUUGUCAAAAGAUUACAAGGAUACACCAAUAAAAUCCACCAUUCGGGUCGUUAACAGAACAAAAUGAUAGAUGAGCAGAAGAAAAAAAUCAUCCACCCCCGGUGGGACUCGAACCCACAACCUUUGAAUUAGAAGUCCAACACGCUAAUCCAUUGCGCCACGGGGGCAACUCAGUCGAGUAUGGAAAUAUUUUAUGUUUAUGAUAUAAUUUACAUUUUCUUUGAUAAAAAUUUAGUUUAUCCUUCUUUGCGUUAGCCAUUGGUUGUUUUGUGUACUGACCAAAUGAUGGUACCUGUUAUAUGAGAUAUACCAUUUGAUCAAUUAAAAAUAAAUAAGGAAAAGAAAGCCAAUUUCCUGUCCUCCUGUUUACUGAAUUUACUCUUUGUUUGCAAGUCGAUAUGAAGUACAAAGCUAUAAUAUAAUAAAAAUAUAAAAAAAAUUUUCAGUUUAAAGUCGGCGGAAAAAUAGAGGAUAUUACAUGGCCGCGCGGGGAUACGAAUUUUAUCUUCUCUCACAUUAACGUGGUCACCUAUCGCAAAAUACCUGUCACAAAAAUGUUAUGAAACUCGGAUAUAAACUUAUAAAGGAGAAAUAAAGGCAAUAAUUGGCUAAUCAUGUUAGUAACCAUGGCGACACCAAUAUCCUCACACGUGAAAGAUAAAAAUAGUAUCUUCACUACGCGCGAUGAAGAUAUGAUUUUUUAGUAAAAGGAAAAAUCCUGGUAUUUCAUCAGUAUCUAUACAAUAAAUAAGAAUAUUCAGACUGGUCCGGAAAAGGGUGUCGACUGUAGUUCAAUCCACGUGUUUAAACUAAUUGCUGCGAACCUAUUCGUCUCAAAAUGCUAACGCUGGACUACAUCAAGGUUGCUGAUUAGGUGGCAAUUCGGCCGAUUUUCUCAUGCAUCUCGUGGUUACGAUAUCGUAUUUGGGUCGAAACAGUUCAAGAUAUCAGUUUAAGUUUAUUGCAUAUCAAUUACAGUUAGUGCAGGUUUUUUUCAUUUUGUUGGCUAGUUUGGCCGCUUGGAAAAAGGAAUAGGUGUAAAACAUAUAGUUUUAUUGCAUUUAUUGAUUUCAACACAGAACAUUAUAUCCUUUUCCAAAUCUCAGCCUUAGGUUUAUUCUUAAAAAUAUUCUUAAAAUUUGGCAAAUUUCAGCCUCAAUGUUCUUAUAAAAUAUAUUCUUAUAAAAGAAAAGAGUGUAUGUACUUGCAACUUGUCAAAACGCCUCUUCAGUAUUAGCGACCACUUUCUCGCAAUGCCAAUUAACGCUUUCAUAUUGAAGGUACUAUGGUUGGAACUAUCGUAAUUGACCACCUCCGCCGGCUUCCUUAAGUCUUGUAAUGGUCUCUUACGUGUAGCUUGCAAAACAGGCCUAAGAGUUAUUUUUGUUAGCCUUUUCACGAGAGCGAGAGCAAGUGCAAGGUGAGCUGUAGAGCGCCAGACACGCGCGACGGAAGGGAUCGAGGCGCGUAAUUCGUCGUGCUUUAAUUCGUCUGCUCACAGCCCAGUCGCGUUUCCCGUUCGCCUUGAACGGACUGCUCACAUGAAAUAUGUUAGUACCCUCUGUAUACUAUAUUGGUUCUAGUCAUUAAAAGGACAGGUAACGCUGACUGGAUAAUAUUUAACAAUUAUUCCUCGAGCCCGAAUGGCCUCUGAGUCAAUAGCCCAUGAGGCUGAAGACCGAAUGGGCUAUUGACUCAGAGGCCAUGAGUGCUCGAGGAAUAAUUGUUUUAGUAAAACCCAACUAGCUGGUCAAAAAUAACGAGAAUAAAAAAAAUUUAGCUAGUUAAAGCUUGACUUUAAUCCUUUUUGCCGCCAAAAAGCGCGCGCUUUUCGCUAGUAGUGGGCUAUAACAUAUAGCCUAGUAGUAGCUCAACCAAUCAGAACGCAGCAUUGAUAACAGACCACUUGUUGGAUUUUACUAUCACUGAAUCAAUGAUUUAUCCUUUGUACAGCGCUAUUCGCAGUUCUUCGAACAACUUGGGCCUGAUUUGCAGUUAUCUUAUCCCCAGGUCGUGUUCUAGCCGGGUGCUUCUGGUUUUGUAUUCUGAUCUGGAUAUCUACCUACACAGCUAAUUUAGCCGCCUUUUUCACCGUCCGAAACAGUGAGAGGCAAAUCAACACAUUGGAGGAUGUUGUGGAGGGAGAUUAUCCAUUUUAUAUCCUGCGUGACAGUGCUAUUUUCGAGUUCUUUCGCGUUGCCGAUUAUCACACCUAUAGAAAGCUCUGGGAACGAAUGAACGCUGAAGAUACUUUUGUGAACUCUACUGACGAAGGCUAUGCGACGACAAGAAAGGUUCAGAAUGCGGUGUUUAUGUCAGAGGAACCAUCGACGGAAUAUACGAUCAUGCAAAAACCUUGUGAUUUGAGGGCAGGUAUGAUUUAAUUUCUAAACAAUAGACCAUUGUUUCCUGUAGUAAAUCAAAAUUAAAGUGGAAUUUUUGAAAUUUACUUCAUUGAUACACGGAAAAAAUCUGUUGGCGGUGAAGUCGCGGCCAUGUGCAAAAAAGUAGACUAGAGAAGGUCUGUGAACAAUGUAAAGGAGAGCCUCCACGAGCGAAAAAGUAUCAAUAAUUAUAAUCAAGAUGAUGAUGAUGAUGAUGAUGUGAUGAUGAUAAUGACUGACAAAAAUUGAAUCGCUGACCCCGACGUGAUUUGAACACGCAACCUUCUGAUCUGGAGUCAGACGCGCUACCAUUGCGCCACGGAGUCAACUACAGAAGACAUCGUUCACUAAAGUGCUGAUUUCCUACAACGCCCAUGAAAAUUUCGACUGUCUAUUCAGUCUAUUUGAUCGCAUUUCGUAUCAAUGUACUCUACUAAGGAAUUUUGAUAUUAAGCGUGUUAUUAAUUACUCCCUUGAAUGUACUUGGUUUCACAAUCAUAACAACCAACCCAUAUAAAACGGUUGCCUCUCCGUUCACCUGCCAUCAUUCCCCCCUCCCCUUUCUCCUUACUUCUCACGAGAAGAAGGGUUCUUUUCUACCCAACAACUAAACAAUAUUAACUUUUAUCUCUUAUCCACAGUUAAAAAUCAUCAGUCAGAGUGAAACGAUUAAAAGUUUAACUAAUUUAAGCUAACAACACAAAAAGUUCUAACAACGAUGAUAAGGAAUAGUAAUUGUAAAAAAAAAUGCACGUGCUUUCCAUGAAUGCCUCGAAAAAUGGUUAUGCGCACCUACCCCUCCCCUAAACCAACAUUUUGCCCUAAGUGAGAAGUAAGUGUUAAUAUUAGCCUCGGAUGGGGAGGUGAGCAGUUUCCCAGAAACGUAUAGUGAUCCGUUGUAAACGUGUAUCAUAUUUCAAAACAAAUCACUGCAGCCGGAUUAGAAGAGAAAAGAGUUCGCCCUUGCCGCAGCUCAACUUUACCUCUCCUCUAAGAAAAAAAAAUAGAUUGAAGCAAGCCGGUACUCCUGAUCGCAGGCUAUCUCCUCUCAAUUUAACAGCCAGAGGCAGAGAGGUUGUGGGUGACUCCGUGGCGCAAUGGUAGCGCGUCUGACUCCAGAUUAGAAGGCUGCGUGUUCGAAUCACGUCGGGGUCAGUAUUUUCCAUUUGUUUCUUUUUUUAUUUAUUUUUGCACAUACAAUCCCUUAUUUUUCUCGCCAGAAAUCAAAACCUGUACCUUAAUUUGAUUAAUUGCAGAAAAAUAUACAAAUAUCGCAAUUUACAGGCCUGUCCCAAGUUCGUUCGUCAAAUUUCAUGCACUAUAACUUUUGACCAAAACUUUAUUUCUACAUCACUGAAAAUUUCUAAACGAUGUUUACUGCUCUAUCGAGUCCUUUUAUUCAGAAGUUCAGUAACCGGCAUGCCCCCUUUGUUUGGUUGUUUGUUUUUGUUUUGUUUUGUUUUGUUUUUUUUGUGGGAUAAGUCAUACAGCGACGGUGGAGGCCCAGAUGAUCCAUUUUGAUUCUUUUUAUCACCUUAGUGGCACGCACGAGCCAUUUCGACCCCAAAGAAUUUCAUUUUUUAGAUUAGGCAGCUGAAAAAAAUCCUUUAGGCAUUCAUCCAAAAAAAAGCUUUUCCGCAGUGAGGCUUUUAUACUUCUUUCUAAAUUUGAGACGAGCUGGAUGUUAACGUUGCUUGGCAUACUGAAGAGAACCUUUUUGUUAUCUCAGGGGCAUCCAACUCUUCGCUUUUCAUGACCCUGCUCCAGACUAAGCUUGCUAGCUGUUGUAAGAGCUACCUCGUUGAGUUCCUCUUUUGUACCUAGCUUUCUUUAAAACUGUUUUAGCUGCUUUAUUCAGGGUCUUCCUCUCUGUUUCUUGUCUUCAAAACCUUCAUUUUUCGAUGACCAUUAUAUCACCCAACUUUCGGAUUUUUGAAGUUUUUUUUAGCAAUUUCUUUAACUGAUAAGCCCGUAGACUAAAGUAUUCAUGGUUAUGCUUUCACGUAGCUGAGCAUUUUUGUGUUAUCUUUCAUGAUAUUCACAAAAAACAAGGAAGGAGUUCGAGCAAUUCGGGCUACAAAAAAACCAUGUAACGGGAAAAUAUACUCGCGCACGCGCACCUUUGGCGCGAGAGUACACAAAUCGAAUAUCCGAGUCGAAAGAUGACACAACAAGUAUGAAACAUUAAAUUAUAUGGAAAAGACAAGAAUUUUCUUUAAACAAUUUGCUUAUAUCAAGUCAAAUUGUACUGCAUUAUAGAGUCUGACUUACAAAGAAGAGGAACGAACUUUUGGGACACCCUGUGAUUGAAUUGAAUUGAUUUAUUUUUUUGCAGUGAAUGGCCUUCUUGGGGCAGCAAGUUAUGGUGUGGCCAUGUCUAAACACUCUCCUUAUAUCAGGAAUAUUUCCGUAGCGAUACUGAGACUGCAGGAGACGAGUGUGUUAGACAGUUUACAUAGAAAAUGGUGGGAAUACAAAAGUCAUUGUCCUAAGGACAGUAGCAAAAGAGGUAGGGCGUCAGGGUUGGAAUGAAGCGCUUUAAAACACGAGGCCAGUCAGAAUUCAGCAGGCAAAAGGUUGAUGGUCGAAUCGUUGACCCGUUUGUAAGUGAAAGAGAACAUAAUUAAGCCACCGUUAUAUUAGCAGUCUGUUGGUCACAGUGGCUGUCAGAGCCUCGUAAAGUGACAUAGCAGUUUUCUUCUUUCUUCUCCUCUGCUUCUUUCUUUUCCUUUCCUUUUUUCCUUACUUUUGUUUUGUUGUGUUUAUAGUUUGUGUUUGGUUAAGUAAGAGAUACAGCUGCUCGAACAGCUGAACGGAGGUCAAAUGAGAAUAUGAUGGGGGAUGAGGCAAGAGAAAGAAGACAUAGAGAACAAAUUUCAUGGGUUCAAUGGAGGCUGUUUUUCUGUCUGUCCCGCGCCACCCUCCCCCUAUCGUUUUUUCGUUUGACCUCGAUUCAGCUUUCUCUUCCGUUUUCUGUAUCCCUUACUUGACAAAACGCAAACGAAAAACACACCAAGAAAAACCGCCUGCCACGCAGGCUACGGCCAAGGCCCAUCGUCGAAAUUUCAGCAGACGGGUAGAACACGUUGGUUUUUCUAAACUUAUUCAAGCGAGCUUAACUGAGGCAGAGGUCGAACGUUUCAUGAGUUUAUCUGCCCAGCUUUAGUUCGUCUCAUAAGAACCGAGGAAACUGGGGCGAGUUAACCUUUGCAGAGGCUCCUGGGAUCGUUACCAGGGACACGCCGGUCAGCCUUUUGCUAAUAGGGCGCUUAAGCAACAAGACGGCGAAGGCGACGGCGACGGCUAGGAAAGCGUCACUUAAAAAGUGAAUCUGCGCUGCCUCAAACUUUAUCGCGAUUAUUCCAUCUCGUUUAAUUCGUCAAAUGUUGGCAAUUUUUUUUGGAGUUGAGUUCUAAAGGAUUCAUAUCAAAGUUCAGGAAAAGAAAAGGAACAUUGUUGUCUUGUGUUCCCGUCCUCAAUCAACAAAUCGUGAAAUUAGGCAUUUUCACGUCGUAGUUUGCAGUUGUAACCGAAGUCACGCGUAUUAGUGUCCAACCGCUUUAUUUUACAAAUCACACUCCUACGGUACUGUACAACCAAAAAUACAAAGAAAUAACAACAAAUACAUCAAAAGAAAACGCAAAAGCGUACAAAUGGCGUAUAUUUUUACCUUAACGGUAACGUUAAAAGGAAUGAGCUGUUCUUGACCGAUAAAAACUGUAAAAACACUGACCGACAAGAAAGUUUAUACAAAAAACUUGAAGAUUACGUAACAUUACGCAACGAUGGUGACACCAAAAAGAAAGUAAACAAUAUAACAAAAGAAAACUAUAAACAAUUACAAUUAAUUGCAAGUAGACGCGAACAAAAAAAACAAAGAAAACCCUAAGUUCUAGAAGUUUCGCUUUAACAGCAGUGACGGCAAAGAAAUGUACAAAAAAACGUGAUGAACGUGGAAAGUUGUUGGUUUGCCAAUCUAAACCUGUUGAUUUUUUGUCGUUCUCGUUCACGUCGCCGUCGUUGUUGCUUAAGCUCCUUAAUGUGUUUUCCCUGUCUUUCCGAAAGUUAACUCGACCCGAUUUCCUUUUUAUGUCUAAAGAGGCAAAUUGAGAUUGAAUUUUUUAAAUAUCACAGCUGUAGGUGACAGCAAGAGGAUUCAGCUGGAAAACAUGCUGGGAGUCUACCUUGUGCUGGCUGCAGGUGGAUGCCUCUCUGUUAUUCUGGUAUUAGUAGAGAUAUGGUGGAGGAAACAUGGGCGCCACUGUGUAGCUGUGUUGCGCACUAAGCUUUCAUUCAUGAGGUAAGCCGCUCAGUCAGGGACUAUACAGGGGCUUUGAUUAGGGGAGUGCGGAGGCCAGAGUGCAAUUUUGGUUUUUGGAAACUUGUAAGGCUAACAGGUUUCAACCUGUGGAUACCGGAAAUGUAUCCAAAGGGUUUUUGUGAUGGGUUUGAUAUGCAAAUGUGUCACUCGCUCACUUUACGUUGACAGAGAUCGGCUCUUCGGCUCCAACCAGAACUCCUUGCCCUAAAUGAAAACGACAUAGUUCGUAGUUGCCGAACUAGGGCUCCUGAGCAUUGUUCACUCACGCAUCCAGGAUAGCCUAAAAAGUGUUUUCAAUGCAUCUACAAUAGGAAGAAACCGUCGUUGGGUGUCCCUGAUAAGUAAGAUACGGACGUAAAAAAAGUUUUUUUUAUUAUCAUUUUUAUUUUACAGCGAGAAGACUUCGACAAUUAUUCGCGUAUAUCCCCCUUCUGUUCAAACCAGGGAUGACGAAGCAGAUCACAGAGAUGACUACGACAAUGAUAUGUACGAAGGAACUCCAUGCUAGAUGCCCUAAAUUUUAUUUGUUAUAUUUGUACUUGCGACUAUCUCCCGUAUAACUUUUAAAAAGCU
This is a messenger RNA of Porites lobata, 16593 nucleotides long. Lineage: Eukaryota; Metazoa; Cnidaria; Anthozoa; Scleractinia; Poritidae. The record is from the annotation of a GenBank genome assembly.